CGGCGGGUCAGAGCGCGAUGAAGGAGCCCGAGGCGGAUCCGAAGAACAUGAUAAAGAGCAGAGAGCUGCUCUACAGAUUGAUGAUCAGUCAGCUGUUCUACGACGGUCAUCAAACGCUGGCCGUGCAGCUAUCCAACAUGAUACAGGCGGAGCCGCCGUGCCCGCCCUCGGAUCGGCUGCUCCACUUGAUGUUGAUCGGCGCCGCCCACGAGCCGGAUCGCGCCAAGAAGGACAGCAGCGCUAACUUGUCCACGUUUGCGUCCAGCUUCGACAACACCCUGGGCCCCGGACUGGACCUGGAAUUCGAGACGGAGACCCAAACCCAGGCCCCAGAACCGGCACAAUACGAGACGGCGUACGUCACGUCCCACAAAGGAAAUUGCAGGGCUGGUGCUUUCUCGUCCGACGGCCAAUUGAUCGCCACCGGCUCCGUGGACGCCUCGAUCAAGAUCUUGGACGUGGACAGAAUGCUGGCCAAGUCCGCGCCGGAAGAGAUCACGCCCGGAGAUCAAACCGGCGGGCAUCCGGUUAUAAGGACACUGUACGAUCACCUGGAGGAGGUGACGUGCUUGGAGUUUCAUCCCAGGGAGCCUAUACUUGUGUCCGGCAGCCGGGACUUCUCCGUCAAGUUGUUCGAUUUUAGCAAAGCCAGCGUGAAGAAGGCAUUCAGAACCAUCACGGACGCGGAUCAAAUUCGGUGCCUGUCCUUCCAUCCAACCGGUGACUUUCUCAUAGUCGGCACCAAUCAUCCGGUGGUUAGGCUGUACGACGUCAACACCGCGCAGUGCUUCGUGUGCAGCAUCCCGAGUCACCAGCACACAGCCGGGAUAACGAGCAUCAAGUAUUCGCCGGACGCCAAGACCUACGCGUCGGCGGGAAAAGACGGUAGCAUCAAACUGUGGGACGGCGUGUCGAGUCGGUGCGUCAACACCUUCGCGAAAGCCCACGACGGCUACGAAGUAUGCUCGGUGAUCUUCACGAGGAACGGCAAGUAUUUACUGUCCUCAGGGAAAGAUUCCCUGAUUAAGUUGUGGGAAUUAUCUACUAGCAGAUGUCUAAUAGCGUACACAGGCGCCGGGACUACAGGUAAAAGGGCUACACGUAAACAGGAGCACAAGGCGCAGGCCAUCUUCAAUCAUACCGAGGACUACGUUAUGUUUCCCGACGAAGCUACUACGUCGCUGUGCGCUUGGAAUUCUCGUAACGCAUCGCGAAAGCAGCUGCUGUCGUUGGGCCAUAACGGUCCAGUGAGGAUGAUCGUGCAUUCACCGACUGCUCCCGCAUUUUUGACAUGCAGCGACGAUUUCAGGGCGAGAUUCUGGUUCCGAAGGAUGCCAACGCAUUAACGGCUGUCGAAACCGACAGACGCGGAACUGCCCUUCUCAUAAUUUCGACUUUACGGACUGGAGCGCGCGGAGACCAAAAGACACUUAAUGUCGGAUGCAUGUAGCUCUCGGUAUAAUUACGAGAGAAAGAAAACGAAGCGUAGGCAUCGCGUAAUUAUACAACUUUCUAUUCUACCUAGAUUUUAAGCGACCGACUUUGCAGAUUUUAUUUUAUUUGUGUUAAACCGCAAUUGUAUAAUAUAUGAUUCUUAGAGUAAUUUCAACAUUUACGUGUUUCAUAAUGCGCGAACGAGCGCGUAAGAAAGCUUCAUCUCCAUUUCAAAGCGGCGUACUUAAUUCGAGAGAGCCUAAAACGAUCGCCUUACAAUUCCACACGUUGUCGAGCGUAAAAGAACGACGUGCGAAUGUGCUGCAUAGUUUUUGAACAAGGUAGGUAAGAUAGGCGCAAUGCGAGUUACAAUUCAAUUGAAUGUGCGCUGAAAACGCUCCAAUUAUUGUAAAAAGAACGUCCGCCCGUGUUACAGCGCGACAGCAAGUGAUUCUACGAUAUUAAAGAAAGAGAGGAAAAAUAUACGCAGGGAU
Vollenhovia emeryi is the source of this 1928-nucleotide messenger RNA. It is a transcript of the gene CstF50, whose product is annotated as cleavage stimulation factor subunit 1. Gene Ontology annotation, cellular component: mRNA cleavage stimulating factor complex. Lineage: Eukaryota; Metazoa; Arthropoda; Insecta; Hymenoptera; Formicidae. The record is from RefSeq and is a predicted model, not a curated record. Gene Ontology annotation, molecular function: protein binding; RNA binding. Gene Ontology annotation, biological process: mRNA 3'-end processing. The coding region runs from base 18 to 1346 and encodes 442 amino acids. The transcript has 4 exons.